AUGUUACGCCGACGAGAUCGCCGACUUCUGCAGGAUUCAAAAGUCAUCCCUACAGACCAUGUCGCUGCCCUACACCAUCUGCUCGUUAUGGACUUGAAAAUCUCCCGUCCAAGGAAGAGACAUCCAAGGACUGAAACACAGCGCAUCAAAUGGUGGAAUCUGAAGGAUCGAAAGGAGCGUUAUACGCUUGACCGCGGAAAACACUCUGGGAAAGACGACUCUAGGACGCGUCAGCCUGAAGAUCGGGGUGCUUACCUAGCGGCGAAGAGGGAGGCUAAGAAGGCAGUCUCCAAGGCGAAGUCGGACCGCUACAAGGCUGUGUACGACAUGCUUGAUACCAGAGAAGGCGAGCGGGCAGUGUAUCGUUUAGUCAGAGCACGUCAUCGCUCAACGUUGGAUAUGGAGCACACCAAGAUCGUUAAGGGAGCUGAUGGAGCCGUUCUGCGCCGCUCUGGUCAGAUCCUGGAAAGGUGGCGAGAGUACUACAAUCACUUGUGUAACGAAGAGUUCUGUCAUCCUCCCAUCCCAACCGUUCCCAGCGUCGAGGGUCCUGUUCUACCAAUUACUGCCGUCGAAGUCAGUGCUGCCCUCGCAAAAAUGAAGUCGAACAAGGUAACCGGUCCUGAUGACAUACCUGCUGAUAUCUAG
Molecule: messenger RNA, 648 nt
Organism: Necator americanus (New World hookworm)
Lineage: Eukaryota; Metazoa; Nematoda; Chromadorea; Rhabditida; Ancylostomatidae
Exons: 3
Coding region: 1-648 (215 amino acids)
Source: RefSeq, a predicted model, not a curated record